AUGAAGCUCACGAUCCGCGCGAAUAUGGGCGUCUGCGCACUCGUCAACGACGUCACGGCGCUUGUGGGUGAGAGUGUUCCUGGCUGUAACAGGACGAAAUGGGUUCUGAGGGAGAAAGCCACCUCUUUCACUGGUUCCGAGAGAGAGAGGGAUCGCCAGGACACACCAGCUGACGAGCCCAAUGACGACGAAUACCGCCAGCAGUUGGCUCUUCAUCGCGCUGCCACAGCAGAGCAGAAAAUUGCAGCAAGCGCAGCCGACCUGGACCGCACAAGGCGGCUGCUGCGCACGGGCCUGGCUGCCCAGCAGGACUUGGUGCAACAGAAGAACGAGCAGCGCAACUUGCUGACAUUCAAGAUGAGGGAGGCGAAAUUUGAGGCGGCCAAUCAGCGGCACGGCGCGUCUCUGCUGAAGCCCAGGGAGUUGAGGUAUGAGCGGGACAGAGCCUGCGACAUCUUGGAUGACCCCGCCCACAUGUGUCAUGAGCUGGCGGAUGCCCAGGACAGAGUGCGCCAGCUGUCGAAUGAGGGACCCGUGGAAACUAGUUCACCUAGGAAGAAACCCGUCAGGUCUUGGGGAACCUUGCAAAUAAAUAAAAUGCCUGCCAUAAGCAAGCUGUACUACAGCUCAAUGCUCGCUUCUCAAUGGAGUUCAAGCAACAUAACGGGUCUCCCACAGCCUGGGAAACACCAGCAACAUCCCGGGCCAAUCCAUACUCUCCUCAGUGCAUCUCGGUACCAACUCACACCAAAAUUGGCUGUCCCUCAUUGGCCAAUCCUACCAGCGCAACAUAUGCAUCUGCAAUAUCCUAGAAGAUCUCUAAUAUCAGGCCGAAGCGCUUAUAGGUUGCGCUUGCCUGUUGCAAUUACCUGGGGAGCAGGUGAGAUAGGAAGUUCUAUAUGUACUUUAUCAGCUUCUAUCCCCGUAGUGCUAGUAAAGUAUAUAAAAUGGGUAAACUACUAG
Coccomyxa subellipsoidea C-169 is the source of this 963-nucleotide messenger RNA. RefSeq lists its product as hypothetical. The coding region runs from base 1 to 963 and encodes 320 amino acids. The transcript is spliced from 6 exons. Lineage: Eukaryota; Viridiplantae; Chlorophyta; Trebouxiophyceae; Coccomyxaceae. The record is from RefSeq and is a predicted model, not a curated record.